Rotaria sp. Silwood1 is the source of this 736-nucleotide messenger RNA. Lineage: Eukaryota; Metazoa; Rotifera; Eurotatoria; Philodinida; Philodinidae. The record is from the annotation of a GenBank genome assembly.
AUGAAAUUUGAACUUUUACCAAACGAAAUUUUAUGCUUGUGUUUUCAAUAUCUCAAUAUAUUGGAUAUAUUUUAUUCAUUUGAUCAAAUAAAUAAUCGAUUUUCAAAACUUAUUCGAACUAUUCGAUUUCAACUUAAUUUUGAAAAUGUACAAAAAACAAUAUUUGAUAAAUUUUGUGCAAAAAUGAAAUUAAAUCCCGAAAUUCAAAAACAAAUUUAUUCAUUAAAAUUAUCAAAUGAAGAUACAUGUGGUCAAAUCGAUGCAUUUUUAUCAAUAUUUUCACUUAAUCAAUUUUCUUCUCUUCAAUCAUUAACAUUAUAUGAAAUUGAAAAAGAAAAUAUUGAAAAAUUGAAAAUAAUAUUACCAUUAACUUCCUUUCAUAUGAUUUGUGAUAAAUUUCAAGAUAAUGAAAUAUUUGAUAUUCUUCCAAUGUUUAAUCUUCGAACAUUAUCAAUAUCAUCAUUACAUUCUAUUGAGAAACGUAUUAACGAUACUUCAAAUAUUAUAAAUUUAACAAUUCAUGAUUGUUCUUUAGAACAUUUGUUAUAUCAUAUGUUCAAAUAUUUUCCUAUGUUAAAAUAUCUAAAUGUUGAAUAUAUUACUCGAAAAAAUCGUCCAAUAAAGAAUGAUAAUGAUGAUUCAAUAUUUAAUACAUAUAAUGGUAUUCAUUUAAAGCAACUAAUUAUUGGACUAUUGGGUGUGGGUGUGGGUGUGGGUGUGGGGUGUGGGUGUGGGU